AUGACAUCCUGGAAAGAAGCACAGGAUGCCGAAGGUCGUAGCUAUUUCUAUGACGAGGUAACACGCGAGACUCGAUGGGAAAAACCGGAGGAGCUAUGGACUAAUGAAGAGAGACGAGCACGCCAGUUGGGGUGGCUUCCAGCGCUUUCACAGGAUGGGAAAGGGUACUGGUACCACACGGAGACGGGAGAGACUCGCUGGGAGGUCGGGGACGUACUGGAGGACGGGCAGGAGAGUGUACAAGAGGGUGCAGAAGAGCCAGAAAUACAAGGAAAGACGACGGAGGGGGAACAUCCCGAGCCUAGAGAGAAAGACAAAGUAGAUGGGUACGAAAACCGGUCUGAAAUGCUGCGUGCCGUUGUGCUCCCGAAAACUGAAGCCGAACCGCUUUUUUUGGCCAUGUUAAACGACCAUAACGUGGACGCGACGUGGUCUUUUAACAAAAUCAUUGAACUUGGUUGUUCCGACGCGCGCUACUGGUGUAUCGAUGACGAUCCGCUUUGGAAGCGAGCCAUGUUCGACAAGUACUUGUCGACGCGGUCUCAGGAACAGCUACUGCGCGAACAUUCCGCGGUAAGCAAAUUCCAAGACGCUUUUGUAGCUGCAUUGAAACGCAACGGUAACAUUCGUUACUAUACACGUUGGCCCACGGCUCGGCGUUUACUCGCCAACGAACCCGUGUAUACCCAUUCAGUGGUUAGCGAGAAACUGAAACGGCGUACAUUUCAAGAUUACGUCGCCACGUUACGGCGAGAUCACGACGAGACGUCUGGGCGUGAACAUAUGCGUGCCGUGACAGAAUUGCGCGAGUACCUGCGUCAAAUUGCUCCGGACUCCGACCAUGUUGUGUCGUGGCAACAACUGUAUGACAAUCACUUGUUUGAAAACGCAGAUCGGUUUAUGUCUAAUAAGCGGUUCGCGCUGUUGUCCAAAGAAGACGUACUGCGAGAGUACUUAGAACUCGUUCAGGACCACACAAACACGGCCCGCUCCAAGCUCGCAGAUCUACAACGUGCCAACUACACCCACGAUCGCGUUUGCAGAGACAAUUUUAAAGUUUUGCUUACAGAGAUCAGUAGCACAGUGCACAGCACCACCAAGUGGUCUGAGGUUUAUCCGAAGAUUCACAAAGACCCCAGAUUCUUGGCCAUCUUGGGAAGAGACGGAUCCUCUGCGCUUGACUUAUUUCGAGACCUCGUAGACGAGAAAGCGUUGCAAUUACAAGCACACAAGAGCGUAGCGCAGCAAUUGUUGAACGAAUCUCAAUUCGUGUGGUCUGGCGACACCGCUGCCGACGAAAAAGCACUUGUGACUGUCUUGCAAGCGGCAGGUCCGCUCAGCGGCCUUGACGCGACGGAUCGAGCACUUCUCGCUACGCAACUGGAACGCGAUCAUCGCGCGCGGGUAGCGCAACAGGCAGAAGCGGCCACACGGUUACGCGAACAACGAUUACGUCUAUUCACAUUGCUGUUACAACGUGUAUUCGCAAGCAGAGGCAAACCUGCCACUUGGGAAGAAGCCGCAUUGGAACUAUCACGGUACCCAGAGGCCGCUGCCAUUGAAAACGAUCAAGAUAAACGCAAAGCGUUCGAAAAAUGGCAGCCAGCGGUGCCAACAAGGCCGUCACGACCAGAAACAGACUCUAGCAACCCAGGGCCUGCACUCCCGCGCAAGCGACAACUCACACCUGUCGAACUCGACUACUAA
Lachancea mirantina is the source of this 1707-nucleotide messenger RNA. NCBI's taxonomy places the organism in Eukaryota, Fungi, Ascomycota, Saccharomycetes, Saccharomycetales, Saccharomycetaceae. The record is from the annotation of a GenBank genome assembly.